AUGGCCCCCGACUUUCCACGCAUCUUUUUGCUUUCGACGCGCCUCAGCGUCAACGAGUUACACGAGCUCGAGAACCAAACCCCGACGUUGACAUAUGACAUCAACGAGGCUAACGUUGUGGUGGGCAAUAUCUCGCAAGCGCAGCGCGCCAAGUUCGAGCUGAGGAAGGCGAAACUCGAGACUGUGCCCAUCGAAAGCCCACAAAUACAUGACAACAAGUCUCAGCAAACGUACACAACCGCCGGCACACAAGAGAGGGACCCCGAAGAUGCUCCCAGCUCAAAGCGGAGAAGAGUUGCUGAGCCAUUGACACCAGAUGAUGGUGAUAUUAUUAAGGUUGUCAAGCUGGCAUGGCUGAAGGACUCUUUUGAGCAUGGAACUGUUUUACCCGUUGAAAAGUAUCUCCUGUACCAAGGCAAGAAGGUCUCCCCAAAAGAUGCGACGCCAACAUCAGCUACAAUCCAGCAUUCUUCAACAACAAGCAUACUAGAGCGAGCCAGACAAGACCAACAAGCGCAACCACCGAGCAAUUCACCUCGUGAUCGAUCCAAACAUCGUUCUCAUACUUCAGCAACCUCAACUGAUCGUGUACCCAGCUUGCUUCAUCAGACAACUUCGGAGCAUGAUAUCACAUUGCCCCUAGUUCCCGAUUUCCUUGAAACGCCCUAUUCUUGUCAGCGGCCUACGCCGAUGAACCCGCCUAACAAGGCCUUCGUUGAGGCCUUGAUCGAGGUCAGGACCAUUCGUCAACUUCAAGGUGACGAGGUUGGUGUCAGGGCGUACUCUACUUCUAUUGCUACUGUAUCGGCGUAUCCACACAAGUUGCAGAACACACACGAAGUAGAGCGAUUGCCGGGCUGCGGUGCUAAGAUUGCCGAGCUUUGGCGUGAGUGGAAUGAGACAGGGGAGUUGACGGAGGUUCGUAAAGCUGACGCAGAUCCUAUGAUCUCUGCACUCAGACUCUUCUACAACAUCUGGGGAGUUGGAGACACGACGGCACGCGAGUUUUACCGCAAGGGAUGGCGAGAUCUAAACGACCUUGUCGAUUUUACUUGGGACUCGCUCAGCCGCUCCCAGCAGGUUGGGGUCAAGUUCUAUGACGAAUUUCUACUCAAGAUCCCACGAGACGAAGUUGAAUCUAUCGGCGCCGUUAUACUGAAGCAUGCACGUGAGAUUGACGCUGGCUUUGAGAUGAUUAUUGCGGGAGGAUAUCGACGCGGCAAGUUGCAGUGUGGUGACAUUGAUGUCAUUUUGAGCCACCAGGACGAAAACAAGACACUGAGAGUUGUGAACACGUUGAUUCAGAGCCUUGAGCAAGCUCAGUUUAUCACGCACAACCUCGUAAUGUCGCUCCACAACAGCGAGCGAGGACAGCGGCCAGUGUCAUGGAAGGGCGAGGGCGCAAGCGGGUCAGGCUUUGAUACCCUGGAUAAGGCGAUGGUUGUAUGGCAAGACCCGAGCCAAGAGGACGCACCACAUCGACGAGUCGACAUCAUCAUCAGUCCAUGGAAAACAGUAGGAUGUGCGCUUUUAGGCUGGAGCGGCGGAACAACGUUCCAACGAGACCUCCGACGAUACUGUAAGAAGGUGAAGGGGCUCAAAUUUGAUAGUAGCGGCGUCCGGCGUAGGUCUGAUGGGAUGUGGGUGGAUCUGGAGAAGGGCCCCGCUGGAGACGGAGCUCCGGAUAUGGAGACUGCGGAACGGAGGGUGUUUGAAGGACUCGGGCUGACGUGGCGACCGCCCGAGGAGAGAUGCACCGGGUGA
Molecule: messenger RNA, 1764 nt
Organism: Fusarium keratoplasticum
Lineage: Eukaryota; Fungi; Ascomycota; Sordariomycetes; Hypocreales; Nectriaceae
Product: DNA polymerase
Exons: 3
Coding region: 1-1764 (587 amino acids)
Biological process (GO): double-strand break repair via nonhomologous end joining
Cellular component (GO): nucleus
Molecular function (GO): DNA binding; DNA-directed DNA polymerase activity
Source: RefSeq, a predicted model, not a curated record